UACAAUUACGAUAAAACGGUGCCAAAACGUUAAGCGAUAAGCUACAUUUUAAUUAACGAAAUGAUAAUGAAUGUAGAAUUGAUAAUUCGUGACGAAUGCUACGUUAUCAAGCCAUCACUGUGGAAUCAAGCGUUGGGCCGGCUUUUGGGUGGCAGACGUAAUCUCUAUACCUACAGCUAGAUAAUAAAUGAAAAACAAUUCUGAUUUAAGUAAUUCCUUUCUGAUUAGAACAACCACAUACCCACCAUGUCUUAUUUGAAGCAGAUAAAUAAAAUUUGCUACACAAACCACCUUCGUAAAUCAGUAAGAUAUAGCCAUGCACAACAAAUCAAAGAAGUGCCUCGCAGACUUAUUGACAAAGUCUUAAUUGCAAAUCGUGGCGAGAUAGCCUGCAGGGUAAUGCGCACGGCAAAAAAACUUGGAGUCAGAACUGUGGCUGUAUACUCUGAUGCUGAUAAAAAUGCCAUGCAUGUUGAAAUGGCCGACGAAGCUUAUCACAUUGGGCCUGCACCAUCCACACAAAGCUACCUAAAUGCAGCAAAGAUCCUGGAAGUAGCGAAGAGGUCUAACAGCAAAGCCAUACAUCCUGGAUAUGGUUUCUUGUCAGAGAAUGUGGAGUUCUGUGAAAAGUGUGCCAAUGAGGGUGUUAUAUUCAUAGGACCACCACCUACAGCUAUUAGAGAUAUGGGUAUUAAAAGCACAUCAAAAGCAAUAAUGUCAGCAGCAGGAGUACCUAUUGUGAAAGGUUAUCAUGGGGAAGAACAGAGCAUUGAGAGGCUACAGGCAGAAGCAAGUAGAAUUGGCUUCCCUCUUAUGAUCAAAGCUGUUCGUGGUGGUGGUGGAAAAGGUAUGAGAAUAGCAAUGACAGAAGAAGAUUUCUUGCCACAAUUGGAAUCAGCGAAACGUGAAUCUCUAAAAUCCUUUGGAGAUGACAACAUGCUAUUAGAACAAUAUAUCACUGACCCUAGACAUGUGGAAGUGCAGGUGUUUGCUGAUAUGCAUGAAAAUGUAGUACAUCUCUUCGAACGAGACUGCUCAGUGCAAAGACGUCAUCAGAAAAUAAUUGAGGAAGCUCCUGCCCCUGGUCUAUCAGAGGAGACCCGCAAAGCGCUGGGCCAAGCGGCGGUACGCGCCGCCAGGGCCGUUGGCUACGUGGGGGCUGGCACUGUCGAAUUCAUCUUGCAUCGGCGUACGCAUGAAUUCCACUUCAUGGAGAUGAACACACGGCUGCAGGUCGAGCAUCCCAUCACUGAAAUGAUCACUGGUACAGAUUUAGUUGAAUGGCAGUUGCGUAUAGCAGCCGGAGAGCCGUUACCGCUGAUACAAGAUGAAAUCAUACGUCGAGGACAUGCUGUAGAAUGCCGCAUCUACGCUGAAGAACCGAGAGCCGGCUUUUUACCACGCGCUGGCACAUUGCACAGAUUAACACAGCCAAUUCCAGAGAGUAACGUUCGAGUGGAAACAGGGGUGCGAGAAGGCCAGGAGGUUUCAGUUCACUAUGAUCCUAUGAUCGCGAAGCUUGUUGUAUGGGGUCGCGACCGCACUGAGGCUUUGGCUAAGACUAGAGCUAAACUUUCGGAAUACCAGGUAGCAGGCCUAGAAACGAACGUAAACUUCCUACUUCGUCUUAGCGGCUCAAGUGCGUUCGUGGAGGGCGAUGUGCACACUGCCUUCAUCCCGCAACACGAACAUGAGCUCUUCCCGAAAUCUGACACCGAGUUAAGCGAGUGUCGCGCUGUCCAAGCCGCUUUGGGACAUCUCCUGACGGCCCAAAAACAGAGUUUACCCAACGAUAGCUGGAAAGGGAUCAACGUUAAGUCACAAUCCUGGCGGCCCAACUACCAGUUGCACAAGACAGUGCCACUUCGAUUUGAAGAAACAGAUAUCAACGUGACCAUAGAAUACGGCAGAACUCCAAACGCCUACCGCGUUCAAGUGGACAAUGGAGCAUGGCUCGAUGUUGAAGCAUCACUGCAGGAGUCUCAACAAGGAUUACGACUUGUCAGCCUCAUUGGGGAUCAAAUCAGCAACGUCGGGCUUCUCUAUUAUGAUCAGCAAGUCCAUGUUUAUGACGAGAAUGGUCAAACAGUAGUUGAACUUCCUCGUCCCAAAUAUCAGGCAGCGAGUGGCGCGGACGCGGCAGCUAACGCUAAUAAUGCCAGCUCACCUACUCCUGGCGUGCUGGAGAGGGUCCUUGUAAAUAAUGGAGAUAAAGUAGUAAAAGGCCAGCCCCUGUUCGUAGUGAUAGCAAUGAAGAUGGAGUAUGUAGUACGCUCGCCUCGUGACGGCGUGGUGGCCGCAUUGGCCAACUACAACCAAGGAGAUUCCGUCGGCAAAGGCACUGUCAUUGUCACGCUUGAGGGCGAGAACUAAAAUGAAAUUAAUUUUUAUUAUUACCAAUGGUCGGUAAAAGGUGUUCCACAUAGAUGCAUGUGUAGAUAUAGCUACAAGAAGCGACGUAGAGUAGUUAAAACCACCAAAUAUUAAUUAAUUACUUUUCAAUUUCCGGAAAUGGUUUUACUGCGUCGUAAGACGAAACUACUGACCUAGGAAGUCGAAAUUGGAUUUUAGAGUAAUUCUAAUGCGGCCAUGCAAAAAAAUGACGGAACGGCAACAAGGCGGGCGGUUAUCAUGGC
Hyposmocoma kahamanoa is the source of this 2636-nucleotide messenger RNA. It is a transcript of the gene Mccc1, whose product is annotated as methylcrotonoyl-CoA carboxylase subunit alpha, mitochondrial. The transcript has 14 exons. Gene Ontology annotation, molecular function: metal ion binding; ATP binding; methylcrotonoyl-CoA carboxylase activity. NCBI's taxonomy places the organism in Eukaryota, Metazoa, Arthropoda, Insecta, Lepidoptera, Cosmopterigidae. The record is from RefSeq and is a predicted model, not a curated record. Gene Ontology annotation, cellular component: mitochondrion. The coding region runs from base 247 to 2373 and encodes 708 amino acids.